AUGGAUCCAAGAGGUCUAACCUUGCGGAAGAAGCGCAAGGAUCGUCCGACCAUCAGUGCACCUCAAAAUGCCUCUGGCCCCGGCAUAGGCAGACCAGGACUCCCUACACAGAACAAGUCCGCUAACACCCUCACUGUGCCGCGAGAUCGCAAUGCCCCUACCGAGACAUCUGACCUCGUCAAACGACGAUACUCCACAAGAUAUAAUCAACUCCCCGACUUCAGCAACCUCGGGACUCCAGCUGUUCCUGCCCUCCCGGGUCCUGGUACCCUCAAGCGUCGCUCAGGAGGCGCCUCCCCGCGUCGGCCAGGAGCAGGACCAACCUCACGUCCACUUGUCGUCGAGAACGACGUCCUCCGAGAUCCAAACCUUCAACAUGAACGCUAUGUCACUGACCUCCUCGCCAAUGCCUCUGAACAAGAUAUUCAAGAAUAUCAGAACAAUCUGCAGCGGCUCAAGGAACGCAACUCUCAAGAACUGCAGCAGAGCGUCUAUCAGAACAGGACACAGUUUAUCAAGAUCAGCAAAGAGGCGGAGAAGUUAAAGGCAGAGAUGGCCAUUCUACAGGGUCUCAUGUCCGAGCUGACUGGCACCCUGGGAACGGGGAAUGCAGGCUCCGCAAGCACUCCUCUGUCACCUGAGCCCAAUGGCAACACUCUGUCUAGAAGAAAUACAAACAGGACGUCGGUCGCGAAUUUGGAGCACAUGUGGAACAUCCAACUACAAGCACUGUGGAAGAAUAUAGAGAAAUCCCAAAAGUUCUUGCCCGCUGUGCCUGGCCGCCAUAUCGUCGCAGAGACGGGUACAUGGAUUGAGCUGGACUCGGCCACUUGGAAACCAAAACGGCCGGUUCAUAUUGUGCUUCUGAAUGACCAUCUUCUUGUUGCCUCUAAGAAGCGCAAGAGGGUGGACCCGAACGCACCUCAACAAGGUCCCGCCCCGACCAAAUUGGUCGCUGAGGAAUGCUGGCCGCUCCAGGACAUUGAAAUCAUCGACAUGGCGGCCAGUGUGGCGAAUGGCGGGACCACGACUCCAGCUGAGGAAAAGGCCAUUGCCUCAGCACUGACUAUCAGAUCUGGUGGACGGUCGCUUACCUACCGACACGAGAAACGCGACGAAAAGGCCAAGAACGGUCUUCUGAUGGCGCUGAGAAAGGCCACCGAGGACGUUCGCAAAGCUGCCAAAACUCAAGAAGAGCAAAGUAAUCCACUUCAGAGCGAAAGCCUGAACUACUUUGCUGCUCGCGAUCCGGCCUCGGCCAAAAACACCGAAAUCAUCGAAAGCCUCAACUCCUCCAAAGAGAAACCAGAUAUCCUCGUUGAAGUUGACGGCCGACAGCAAAAUUUUCGCUGGGUCGAGGGACAGAUUGAUGACUUAGACAUCGAAAUCUCCCUCCAACGCUUCGACGAAGCCGUUGAAAAGGUCGAAAAAUUGCGCAAGAUUGCCAAGAGCUUAAAGGGCAAUUCGAUCGCACAAGAGCUGAUCAGCGUCAGGGUUGAUGAGCGUGCCGGCAAGCUCGCCACGGUGCUCAGUCGAGAGCUGGUGGAGACUCCGUCUUUCAUGGAAGCCACGAAGCGCAAGGUCAGCUACCUCAUCCGCCUCGGGUUCGAGGACCGCGCAAGAGAAGCCUAUCUCAACGCCCGGAGUGACACACUCAUUAAACGGGCCCGGCAAUGCGUUUUCGAGGGUGAUUUGCAUCGCUAUGUGUUCUCCAUCUCAUAUGUUUACUUCACCAUUGUCAAGAACACCGUGCUUAUAUAUCAAGCUGCUUUCUCGCCGUUGACCAUCAGCGCUUGUGUCAAGUGGGCCGACUUACAUUUGGAGACGUUCAACACGCUGCUGGUGAGGCAGUUGAGUGCAAUCGACAAGCAAGGGAAGCUAUGGAGAGAAUGUAUGGAUGUGGUGUGGCAGCAUGAGAGGGAGAUGUUAGGGGAUUCCGGUCUAGAUUUUAGAGAGGUCAUCGGGCGGGAACUGGAGGUCAGGGAUCUUCCAAGUACGACAAAGCCGGGCGGAAACAGUGGAGCUUCUGCGGCGAGCAGGGAGCAGAGCCGGUCCAAGUCACGGACCAGAGGUGCUACGUGA
This is a messenger RNA of Fonsecaea erecta, 2082 nucleotides long. RefSeq lists its product as hypothetical. The record is from RefSeq and is a predicted model, not a curated record. Gene Ontology annotation, biological process: exocytosis; intracellular protein localization; Golgi to plasma membrane transport. Bases 1 to 2082 code for a protein of 693 amino acids. The transcript has a single exon. Lineage: Eukaryota; Fungi; Ascomycota; Eurotiomycetes; Chaetothyriales; Herpotrichiellaceae. Gene Ontology annotation, cellular component: exocyst.